Messenger RNA from Naegleria gruberi, 1887 nucleotides. RefSeq lists its product as uncharacterized. The record is from RefSeq and is a predicted model, not a curated record. Lineage: Eukaryota; Heterolobosea; Eutetramitea; Acrasida; Naegleriidae. The annotation marks the transcript as partial. The transcript is spliced from 4 exons.
AUGGUGACAUUCAAAAACCUUGGAUCUCUUAAGGAAUUGGUGGAUUUUUUGGAAAAGGAUAUAGUUAAUUUGAAAGUUGCUCAAGAUUUUCUUGAACAAACUUUGGAUGUAUUUCAAUUUGUUGGAGGUGAAAUUACCAAAAUUCAUGGAAAGGUUGCUAUUAGACAUAUUGUCGAUUGGGCUAAUGCUAAUGCUGGUGGUUACAAGGAUGAAGGAGCUCGUUUCAAUGUUGCCAUCUCUAACUUGUUCAUGACUAGAUCUUUGAAUAGACUUGGAUUCCCAGUUAAUGGUGAAAUUGUUUCCUAUGAAAUUUUGGCUACUGAUGGAACUACUAGUACUGUUAAUAUUCCUUGGGUUGGUUCUUCAUUGAUUAAUUAUCAAUCACCAAACGAUUUCUAUGCCUCAUGUCUUGCUACUGCUAAUAGAGCUAGAUUGACCAAUGAGGAAAAGAAGGUCGAUCCUCUCCAAGAAAAGAGAACUCUUCCACUUUUGUCUAAAGCAACCAAGGAUACUCACAAUAUUGUCAAUCUCAUCACUGGUGAUCAAGUUAAUUAUUUCCAAAUUGAUGGAAAGGUUGGUGUUAUUACUGUUGAAUCUUUUGUUCCAAAAGAUGAAGUUCAAUUUGCUAAAGAUUUCCAAACAGCCAUGUAUCUUGCCAAGCUCAAUAAGAUUCCACGUAUUAUUGUCGAUGUUACCAACAAUGGUGGUGGUGAAGAAUGUUUGGGUUAUGCCCUCAUUAAAUAUUUGCACUCUAAUGCCUUCUCUAGCAAUUUUGAAACUCUCUUUGCUAGAACUGACAUGAUUGCCACAGAAUUGGGAAGACAAUUAGCAACUGCUGGAACCAAAUUGUCACCAGAUGCUGAUUCUAUUUGGAAUUUUGCUACUUGGAAGACCAUUGAUGGAAAGAAUUUCAAAGAUGAAACUUGGUAUACCAAUCAAAAGAGUUACAUUAGAGGUACUGAUGGAAAACCAGCAUUCUAUUCAUCCAUUCUUAAGGAAAAUUAUUGUCAACCAUCAUUUGAUAAUUACUAUUUCACUGGUGAAGAUUUGUUAAAGUACUCACCAGAUGAUUUCAUUCUCCUCUCAAAUGGUAGAUGUGCCUCCACUUGUGCAUUGUUCACUCGUCACCUCCAAGAAUCUCAAAAGGUAAAGACUGUUGUCGUUGGUGGUUUGAGUGGUCAACCACAACAAAUUGCACAAGUUCCAGGUGGUCAAGUUUAUGAAUUUGAAGAUUUACUUGCUGAUAUUAAGAGUUUGAACAUUAAUUCAGAUGUUACUCCAAAGCCACUUCCAGUUCAAUCAAGAUUCAGAUUUGCCAUUCGUGAAGCUUAUGCUUGGAAUCAAAAUGAAUUAACUCCUUUGGAAUUCUUCUUUGAAGGUUCUGAUUUCAGAUUGAGUUAUACUAAGGAAAGUGCUGUUGAUAGAUCAAAGGUUUGGAUUGAUACUAUGAAAUUCUUUGAUAUUUGUGCUAAAUGGCAAACCAAGGCAUGUAACUUGACCAAUGGACAAGGUGUUCAAAAUUGUAAUACCAACACUGGUAAAUAUGUUCCAACCUGUAUCUUGACCAGCUGUAAUCCUGGAUUUGGUUUCUCUGCUGAAAAGAAGAACUGCAUUCCAUGUGCCAUUGGUGAAUAUAACCCAGGUCAACUUUCCUGUACUGCUUGUACUAAUAAGCCAGCUGAAAAUGCAGUCUACACCAACUCAUCCACUACCAACAAUUGUCCAUUCGCUUGUGAUGAUGGUUAUGAUUACAAUGCCUCAAAGAAUACUUGUGUCAUUUCAGAAGAUAUGAAAGUUGGUAAGGCCUUCUUUGGUAUCAUUAUUUCCCUAUGUGCUCUCUUCUUAAUCUUUGCAGUUGCCUUACUCAUUGUGACCGUUGUCAUGUUU